AUGGCCGAGUCGAAUCUUAAGCCUGGCCCAGGUCGCCUCGCCCUGCUAGGUGCCACCGGUAAUACUGGACGAAUGGUCCUGAGGAAGCUAUUGGAGAACUCUGACAUCUCUGCACAAGGUAUCAAUAUUUAUGUUCGCUCCCGAGCUAAGCUAGAAAUGCUGUUCCCUUCUCUGUCAAAUGACCCUCGAGUGAAAGUCUUUGAAGGAAGUAUCAAAGAUCAGCCAAUGAUUCAGGAUUGUCUUGCUGCAGUUAGCACAAUCAUUUGCACAUUGGGAGAGAAUGAGAACAUCCCAGGAGUUACUGUUCUUUCGGAUUUUGCUCGAGCAACGAUCAAUGCACUAUCCACCCUCCAAAGCAAGGGUGAAUCUUCGAUAAAACCUCACCUCAUCAUGCUGUCCUCCGCGACUAUGAACCCCCAAUUCGCAGCAGAUCGACCUGCCCUUCUACAUUGGAUGAUUCGAAACGCAUUCGCCAAGCCUUACAAUGACUUAAUCAAAGCCGAGGAGAUGCUUCUAGCUGUGCCAGAACUUCUCUCUGUUACACUUAUCCAGCCAAAUGCCCUCGUUGAAGAGAGAUCAACAGGCUGUGUCGUGAGCGCCGAUUUUGCCUAUAUGGCCUGCUCAUAUGAGGACUUGGCUGAGGGAUUCGUUCGUGUCUGUACAUCUGCUUCAUUGGAGAACCAGCCUCGCAUCGGAGUGUCGAGUGCGCGAGCGAAGAACCCCAUGCUUUACGCGCCUUUCGUGCUCGGCAAGGUUUUCCGUGGUCUCGCAUUCCAGUUUAUACCUGGUUAUUGGCAGGCAGAGUACAGGAUCACAGCACGGCUUCGAAGCCGGCCAACGCGCUCGAAAAGAGAUUGA
Messenger RNA from Aspergillus lentulus, 858 nucleotides. Its product is annotated as averufin oxidase A. NCBI's taxonomy places the organism in Eukaryota, Fungi, Ascomycota, Eurotiomycetes, Eurotiales, Aspergillaceae. The record is from RefSeq and is a predicted model, not a curated record.